GGUCAGUUGUCCGAGAAAUAGCGUGCCGAGCGGUCGCAAAUUGCGCACGAGUUUUUAAACAAAAGCCAAAAAAAAAACAAAAUAAUAAAUAAGCAACAGAGUGAUUUGCCCGAGAAGGUCUAGAUAAAGAGAUACAAAGAAAUUCUUAAGGAAUCUUGGCAUUGAAUUGCUCAUUUGUAAUUGCCCAAAGACAUAUUAAUUGCAAUUAAUUAAUUAAUUAAUUCAAUCGUAAAAUGAGUAACCUAGAGCAUAUUACGCUGGAAAUGGAUAAAGUGCCACUAGGAGAUAAUAAAACUUUGGUGAGAAAUACAGAAAAUAUCAGCAAACACAGCUAUGGCGGUGCAAUCGACGGACGGACACGUAAUACUCUUCGAGUGCCCAGAGCAGUUCCCGAAACCGAUGAUGAUGACAACGACGAUCGUCCCUUUGUUAAAGAUGGCAAUGAUAAUCCCGGCGUGGAUGACGGUCUUUUUUCAACUGUUGGAGGCAACGGAGGCAACGGCGGCAAUGUGAAUGUAAACGUUCCCAAUGGAGGAAGACGACCCAGUUUCUCCUUUCCGGGAUACAAUGGACCCGGUUUUGUGACGAUCAACGGCGUGGAGACACCCAUACCCGAUGUGAAUGCAUAUCAGCACAAGAAGACCCUGGCUCAGGGAAUGAUGGACCUGGCACUUCUCUCCGCGAAUGCAAAUCAAUUGCGUUAUGUUCUGGAGACGAGCUCACAACAUCCUUACUUUUAUCCCAGUCUGCUGUUCAUCUCACUCAGCAUUAUAUUCCAGAUUGCUGUGGGCGUGGGCCUUAUAUUGAAUGGCCAGUAUAACAUCAAAAACGGUCACGAUAUCUGCCGGGCGAACAGGAUCAAUAAUUAUACAGUUAGCGGCAUUUUUAUAGUCACUGUGGUCAAUGUUCUAAUAUCAGCCUUUACUGUGGACAGAGAUACUGUGCCUGCUUUACCCGCCAAUACAACAUAGUUUAACUUGUAUUUUAAAUAGACUUUAGUAUUAUGAACACACAGAUGCAUCUUUAGAUAAUACUCACAUUGUUCAAACCUUGUUAAAUUUCACUCAGCGACUCAUUUUUCUAAACGCAACAAUGAAUUGUGAUAAAUAAAAUCCCACGAGCAUUUCUCGCUUAUUUAAAUAACUG
Drosophila melanogaster (fruit fly) is the source of this 1146-nucleotide messenger RNA. RefSeq names its product ninjurin A (gene NijA). NCBI's taxonomy places the organism in Eukaryota, Metazoa, Arthropoda, Insecta, Diptera, Drosophilidae. Gene Ontology annotation, biological process: cell-cell adhesion; tissue regeneration; cell adhesion. The record is from RefSeq and is marked reviewed. The transcript has 4 exons. Gene Ontology annotation, cellular component: plasma membrane; membrane; extracellular region. The coding region runs from base 234 to 971 and encodes 245 amino acids.